AUGACUUCUAUAAACAUUGAAUCUUAUUUAGAAAAUGAAAUAUUAGUGAUAACAAAUGAUAGUAGAAUAUUCACGGGAAAAUUAAAAGGUUUUGACCAAACAACAAAUAUAAUACUUGGAAAUUGUUAUGAAAGAAUUUAUAAAGAAUCGUUGGAGAAAAUAAGUUUAGGCUUGUACAUAAUUAGAGGAGAUACUGUAACCCUAAUCGGUGAAAUUGACGAGGACGUAGAUAAAAAUAUUUUACACAAUAAAAUUAAGCCGGAAAUGCUGAAGCAAGUAAUUGGAUAUAAAAAAGAGGAAACACAAGAUAUUUUGUUAAUAUAG
Plasmodium malariae is the source of this 324-nucleotide messenger RNA. RefSeq names its product U6 snRNA-associated Sm-like protein LSm8, putative (gene LSM8). NCBI's taxonomy places the organism in Eukaryota, Apicomplexa, Aconoidasida, Haemosporida, Plasmodiidae. The record is from RefSeq and is a predicted model, not a curated record. Gene Ontology annotation, cellular component: precatalytic spliceosome; U6 snRNP; U4/U6 x U5 tri-snRNP complex. The transcript has 3 exons. Bases 1 to 324 code for a protein of 107 amino acids. Gene Ontology annotation, biological process: mRNA splicing, via spliceosome. Gene Ontology annotation, molecular function: RNA binding.